AUGGCGACAGACGACGCAGUGUCCCUGCUACGCACUCUGAAGGCUGCUGGAGAGAAAACGGGUGCGGUGGAGGCGGAAGGCGCGCUUCAUUUGAGGCGCAACUCCCGUCGUACAAUGGACGGCAUCCACGACACCAUCGGACUGCUCCAGGCAAGCCCCUCCUUCAACCUCCCAGCUGCCAAGUACCUGUCCUCAGCAUCCCCCACAGCCCCCGGAGGCGGCGGCGGCGGCGCCGCCAGCACGCUCUCCAGUAGCAGCGCCCUCCUCAACCUCAAUUAUGGCAACUCCAUCCUCAUCCCCAUCGCCAGCAGCCCCGUCCACACCACCACCACCAACGGUAACGGUAACGGUAAUAACGGUAACGGUGGCUCGUUGCCCGUUAUUACCUCCACAGCCUCCUCCCCCAUUGCCUCGCCCGCUCGCCUCUCAGUUCGUCCGCCACCGACUCUCACGUCGCUCCCAAGCCCCACUAACAGCAGCCCGGGCGGCAGCGGCGCAGCGGCGGCGGCGGCGGCGGGAGGAUCCAGCGGCGGACCGCCAUCGCCGCCUUGCCUUGGACCGCCACACCUCAAUUCCGUACACACACGUCGCUCCCUCCACACGCACUCAUCCAAUGGAAGUCCAUACGACGCCUUACAGUUGCCGUACAGCCACGGAAGUCCGCUACCGCUCUUGUUCGAUCCGCCGGUCUCCCUGCCGCCGUCGGCGGCGGCGGCGGCGGCGGCGGCACCUGCAGCCUCUGGAGUUGGCGUCCCUUUGGGCGUCCCUGGAGUCGCUGGCGGCCCCGGCAGUCCCGGCACUCGACUUGUCCAGCUUUCCACUUCCGCCGCGCCGCCGUCACCGCCGUCGGCGGCGUCAUCCUCUUUGCCUGCCAUUGCCACUGUCGGCAGCAGCAGCGGCGGCAGCGGCGUCGGCGGCGGCAGUAGCUCGCCCCUGUCGGCGCCCAUGCCCUCCUUGCUACUGCCGUCUACCAGCCUCCGAUCAGUUGGCGGCCGCAAUGGCCCCGUUGGCGGUCUUCUGGUCGCCGCUGCUGGCGGCAGUGGCAGCGGUAGCGGCAGUAGCAGCGCCAGUCCCCUUAAAUCACAACCAGCCGCCGGCGGCUCACUAUCCUCCGGGAUUUCAAGUACGCCUGCAGGCCGCCUCGCGAACCCCACAACACCCCGGAACGGUGCAGACCUCGCCCCGACGGCAUCUUGCUCGUCAUCGUCCUCAGUGCCGCUGCCGCUGGCACCAGGCGCGGCGCAAGCCGCGCUCCAGAGCCAGCUGGCGGCGGCGGCGGCAGCGGCGGCGGCUGGGCAGCAGCGCGGCGGCCGUCCAUCCUCAGCUAGAUCCAUGGCAGGUAGCUCCUUCGUUAUGGCAGUGCCGGAGGGCCUCAACGGUACCGCUUUCAAGUCGGCGGCUAAGCAUGACGGGCACGUCGUGACGUCACGGCCGUCGGUCAGCUCAGCCCGCGGGGUGUCCGGCGCAGGGCCUGGCGGCGCCGUCGUCAUCGUCGGCGGCAGUGCCGCCAGCCUGCCUUGUGUCGUACAUCCCCGUGACUCGCGCUCAUCCGAUCCGGGGACAUGUGGCCCGGUGACGGUGACGGCGGCGGCGGCGGUGCCGCCGGGGGGAACGGCGGCGGCGCCGUCUGGGGCGGCGGAGUUUGGCUUUCCAACGGCGGCGGAGCCUCCGCUGGCUGGCCGCCAGAGCCUCGCGCCGCUGACGAGCGCCGCGUUGCAGGCCGUACGGGCGAACACGCCGCCUGCGUCUUCGCCAUGGCCUUUGAAUUCGCCCUCAAGCCCGCCGCAACUGAACCUCCGCGCGCCCCGCCCCGAGCCGCUCCCGCAGCGCCCUGAGCCGCCGCCGGCACAGCUGCCCACAGCGGCAGCGGCGGCGGCCGCCGUCGCGGCGGCGGCGCUGCCUGAGCCUUUGCAACCACGAACAGAGUCUCUGCCGCCGCUGGCAGAGCCGCUGCCGUCGCUGGCGGCAACGGGCAGCGUCGCCGCUGCCUCGGGGUCGGUGGCGGGACCGCUGCCGCUCAAAGCCAUUCCUUUGGGCCGAGCCGGCACACUUGCGCCGCUAACAUUUCCUGAAGAGGUACUUACGACGGCACCGGGCCCGGUGGCUGAAUCCAGCUUGGAUCCAAGAACGCCGGAUCUGGAUCCAGCUGCCUUGUUCGGGCCAAAUCCUGGAUCCGGAUUUGGUGCUGGAUCCAGAUCCGGAUCAGGAUUUAUGGAGCUAACGGUGCGAUCCAUGGCAAUGAAAAUGGCGUCGACGGGAGCCGCUAGUGGCGCCGUCGCCAUCGGCGGCGAAGGAUUUUCCGUACAGAGCAGUGUACGGCAGCGGUUACAGACGGAUCCCCUGCGUUUUCAUCCACCGGCUUCUGCUGCUGGUGCGGUACGUCGCCAUUCUGGCGGCAGUACGCCGUACUUGGAUCCAUUGGAGGCGACGCCACGAUUGGUGCUCGGCGGCGCCUCCGUCGGACCGCCGCUGCGCACGGGCCGGGCGCUUAGCUCAGCGGCGGCCAGCGGCGGCGGCGAUGCGCUAUGGGCGCCUAGUCAGAAUAUAUUGCCGCAUCUGGUCAGCCGAGUCAGCGGCAGCGGCGCCGUCAGCGGCGGCAACGGCAGCCGCCUGUGCUUCAGUCCAUCAUCAACGGCGGCGACGCCCCAGCCCGCCACCCCAGGGUUUGAUCUUCCAGCGUCGCGGCUACGGAGCAACAGUAGCGGCAGCGGCAGUAGCAGGAUUGCCGAAGGUGGCCCUCCCUCUAAGCAAACACCGAGUGAGACGCUGCCGCCGCCGCCGCCGCUGCCGCGUCACAGCUCCCAGCGAGCGCCAGGGGGGCUUCAGUCAGUCUACCUUCAGGCGCUGGCGGCGGCGGCGGGGCUUGACGGCAGCGGCGACGCAGCGGUGCCGCCGCUGCGGCGGCAGCGCUCCCUGAGCGAGAGCGGCUGUAGCGCGUUCCUCGCUUCUUCCGCCGCCGCCGCCGCCGCCGCUGCGGCGGACAGCGGCUUCGUGGGUUUGCCGCUGGAGGGCGGCCUGUCGGUGCUUGGCGACAUGAUGUCCCUAGCGCGGGCGGGGCGGUACCACAAUGUACGGUACAGCAGCGGCUUGGUGGAUGGUUUCCAGCCCAACAACAGUACAAUUUCGGACCAUUCGUGCAAGGCUGCAACGGAGAUUGCAGCCGGGGGGCCGCAAGGCUUCGUGAGGCAGUAUGAUGAUGAUGAUAAUGAUGAUAAUGAUGGCGACGUCAGCUCGGAACAAAACGACAACCGCCGGCACCGCCAUCAUGAACGCGACGCUGGUGCGGUGUUGGAGGUCGCGAUGCAGGCGUCGGAGCGCGGACUCGCCAGCGGCAGCGGCAGCGGUGGUUUCGGAGCCGAAGUCAGUCCUGGCACCGGCGGCGCACAUUUUACCCAUGGGCCGUCUUGUGGCAACCGACUGUCCCCAGAAUCAGUGGAAGUGAUGUUGGCAUGGGGCUCUUAA
Volvox carteri f. nagariensis is the source of this 3462-nucleotide messenger RNA. RefSeq lists its product as uncharacterized. The record is from RefSeq and is a predicted model, not a curated record. The transcript is spliced from 7 exons. NCBI's taxonomy places the organism in Eukaryota, Viridiplantae, Chlorophyta, Chlorophyceae, Chlamydomonadales, Volvocaceae. Bases 1 to 3462 code for a protein of 1153 amino acids.